This is a messenger RNA of Haliotis rufescens (red abalone), 2832 nucleotides long. Its product is annotated as suppressor of cytokine signaling 5-like. Gene Ontology annotation, biological process: phosphatidylinositol phosphate biosynthetic process; intracellular signal transduction. Gene Ontology annotation, cellular component: phosphatidylinositol 3-kinase complex. Gene Ontology annotation, molecular function: 1-phosphatidylinositol-3-kinase regulator activity. The transcript has 2 exons. The record is from RefSeq and is a predicted model, not a curated record. Bases 77 to 1558 code for a protein of 493 amino acids. Lineage: Eukaryota; Metazoa; Mollusca; Gastropoda; Lepetellida; Haliotidae.
UGUUGCCGGAAGUCACUGGGUGAGGCUGUCUGUCAGUCAGUCAUCGCGUACACAAGCAGGCGAGACACUCAGCGGAAUGGAGUCCGAUACAAGUGACCCUGAUGCCAUCCAGCACCUGGACUCUGUCAUCAUGGAGGAGAACCAGUGCCGAGGGAUUGUGAACAUCGAUGAGGCUGUGGCCCCUGUGAGGCAUCGCCUUCACCGGUCAACAGUGCGGCCGUUUUUUUGUUGUGGUAGUGAAGUUUCCCUUGUUAGCCUUGUGGACUCACUCGAUCUUGGUCCUUCUACUGCGUCGUCAUCCCUGACAUCUGAAACUACCCUGGUGCCAAUGUCGGCAGGAGUAAAGACGGAUGGCAGCUCCAGUGGCUGCAGGAGAACGAGCCUGAGAGGGAAAAGGUCUGAGAAAUUGCAACAAAAUAAAUCAAAGAAAAAGUUUUGGAGUUUACGUGGCAAACUUGGAAGCAGGUUUGUUGGGCCCCAUGCUCGAAAUGAUGUGUGCCAACAUCAGAUGAGUUGUCUGUGUUCUUCUCACAGGAAACGUGGGACCAUGCCGUGCUUGGGCCACGAAGACUUGACAUCUCAAGGUACACUGCGAACCUCUGGACAUCUGGGAGCAAUGUUGUCUGGAUUGAGAGUAGGACAGAAUGCUGCUGUACCCCUCAUUGACAUAGCUAGGGUUAAUUUUGACGCUCUUUAUCCCACUCAAGACAUGGAUGAGAUUCGCCGAGAAGAAAGAGCUAAAGAAAUCGAACACGGAAUUGAAAUUAGUCCCCAACAUUGGCCAGUGAAUUUGUUCAGUGUUGUUACACGUUCAGGCCCCAGUCAGCAUAGAGGGAGGAUGAAUGUCUCAACCCGCCAUCACUCACUCAGCUCUGUAUCGUUCCCUCCUUUCGCAAGUCUGACACCGUCAUCAUCAGAUUACGAGGAGUCCGUGUAUGGUGACAGUUCAGUGCUGUGUCUUCAGGCACUAGCAAACCAUCUGCCUGCCGUCCUGCAGCCUCCAGCUUCAGUUAGUCAGCAGCCCGUGCACCCUGCUGCCCACAGUCAGGUGGAAUACAUUCACUGCCUCGUCCCCGACCUCGUCAACAUCAGCUGCUGCAGCUUCUACUGGGGGGUGAUGGACCGCUAUGAGGCUGAGGCGCUGCUUGAGAACAAGCCAGAGGGCACGUUCCUACUAAGAGAUAGUGCACAAGAAGACUUCCUGUUUUCAGUUAGUUUUAGACGCUAUAACCGUUCACUUCAUGCUCGUAUUGAACAAUGGAACCACUUGUUCAGUUUUGAUGCACAUGAUCCUGCCGUAUUUGCCUGUGACAGUGUAGUUGGAUUGAUUGAACACUAUAAGGAUCCCGAAUGUUGCAUGUUUUUUGAGCCUAUGUUAACCCUUCCUUUGAAUCGCACAUCUUGCUUUCCGCUGAAGCAUCUCUGUCGUUCGCAGAUAUGCAACAACAUCUCGUAUGAUGAUGUGAAUGUGCUGCCACUGCCGUCCUCCCUCAAGGAGUAUCUCAAGUACUAUCAUUACAAGCAGAAGGUGCGAGUGAAGAGGCUGGAUAUCCCCUAGGCCCAGGGUGGACUACAAUUAACUGUUCUCUGUGACCUAGGCCCAGGGUGUACUACAGGGAACUGUUCUCUGUGACCUAGGCCCAUGGUGUACUACAGUGAACUGUUCUCUGUGACCUAGGCCCAGGGUGGACUACAAUGAACUGUUCUCUGUUACCUAGGCCCAGGGUGGACUACAAUGAACUGUUCUCUCUGACCUAGGCCCAGGGUGGACUACAAUGAACUGUUCUCUGUUACCUAGGCCCAGGGUGGACUACAAUGAACUGUUCUCUGUGACCUAGGCCCAGGGUGUACUACAGGGAACUGUUCUCUGUGACCUAGGCCCAGGGUGGACUACAGUGAACUGUUCUCUGUCACCUAGGCCCAGGGUGGACUACAGUGAACUGUUCUCUGUUACCUAGGCCCAGGGUGGACUACAGUGAACUGUUCUCUGUGACCUAGGCCCAGGGUGGACUACAGUGAACUGUUCUCUGUUACCUAGGCCCAGGGUGUACUACAGUGAACUGUUCUCUGUGACCUAGGCCCAGGGUGGACUACAGUGAACUGUUCUCUGUGACCUAGGCCCAGGGUGGACUACAAUGAACUGUUCUCUGUGACCUAGGCCCAGGGUGGACUACAAUGAACUGUUCUCUGUGACCUAGGCCCAUGGUGGACUACAGUGAACUGUUCUCUGUGACCUAGGCCCAGGGUGGACUACAAAUGAACUGUUCUCUGUGACCUAGGCCCAGGGUGUACUACAAUGAACUGUUCUCUGUGACCUAGGCCCAGGGUGUACUACAAUGAACUGUUCUCUGUGACCUAGGCCCAGGGUGUACUACAAUGAACUGUUCUCUGUUACCUAGGCCCAGGGUGGACUACAAUGAACUGUUCUCUGUUACCCAGUUGCUACGAUGAAAAACUUGUCAUGUCAGAAUUCCUACAGUGCACUAUUUGAACAAUGUUUGCCUGUUUCUACCAUGAACCAUGAGUACGUGGACAUAUUGGUCUGUUUCUACGAGGAAUGACUGGGACAUGUUAGUUUUUUUCUACAAUGAAUGACCAGUACGUGGACAUAUUGGUCUGUUUCUUCGAGGAACUUCUUGGACAUGUUAAUCUGUUUCUUCAAGGAACUUCUUGGACAUGUUAAUCUGUUUCUACCAUGAACUACUUGGACAUGUGUUCAGAAUGUCAGAAUGUAUAUAAAUGAUUCAGUGAGUGAAACAAACUGCCGUACAUGUAUCUCCUGCAACAUGUUGUGGUUAUGUUAUCUAGCACAGAUAAAGUUGUUUGACUGUU